Menidia menidia (Atlantic silverside) is the source of this 3768-nucleotide messenger RNA. NCBI's taxonomy places the organism in Eukaryota, Metazoa, Chordata, Actinopteri, Atheriniformes, Atherinopsidae. The record is from the annotation of a GenBank genome assembly.
GGGACUACAGAUGCAGCUGCAGUGGUCUCUCUCUUUUCUAUGCUCUUUGUUGAACUUCACGUUGUCAAAUAUCGCGGGAGCUGCCUCCCUAAUCACUACGUAAUGUGCCGUGCUGCUUCUAGCGGCGCUGGUGACAGUGCUGAAAGCUGUUGGGUAUGAAGUGAAACAACUGAAUUUUUGUACCAUCCGCAACUGCUUCAAGUUCAGAUCACGUCAAAGAAACUGAAGAUAAACCUCCCAGAAAAAAGUUGCAUCACUUGAAAACACGUGGGGGAAAAGGAUCACGUCAAGGAUUUAAAGUACAAGUAACCAAAUCCUGAAACGACCAAAGAAAACGCACAUCAGCCCAACUGAAAUGCUGAAAAGAAGCAAUCCUAUGCCCAAGCAUAUUCUGAGAAGAUAACUGAUCUGAAAACAGAAGUUUGUGCCUACUCAACAGCUUUGACAAAGCACACGUCCCAACGCUGCUCCUAGCCCUCCUCAUCCUCGCUGCUCCGCCAACUCACCACCAGGUGUGGAGUGGGCUUCUGUCUGCUAGUCUCCCCCAAUAGUCCCCCCAUCUCUCCCUCCCUCUUCUCCCCCCUCUGUUUUCUUUGUCAUUUUUUUUUCUCAAAGCAGUGUUGUUGCACCUGCAAUUGCCUUUUGUGCGCUAGAUUUCACCCCAUUUCUUUUUUACUUUAUGCAACAGUCUAGAACUUGUGCCAGAAACCUGUAAGGAGAGUGUGUGGUAACUGUUUAUGUGUGUGUGUGAAGAGGUCUGCUAAAACAUCAAGAUCCAGACAUUUGGAACGUUCAAGGCGGCCAUUAAAGCACAUCCCAGUCCUAACUUCUGUGUCAGAAAUGGAAAGGGGCUCCUCCGAACCCCCAGUGGCUCGCAACACUGGCCAAUCCCCACAUACCUCCACCGGCCCCAUGCCCAUACCCCGUUCCUCCUCUGUCUCUUGCCAUCCCCAUCCCGGGAGUAAAAAACACAAGCGGACUCCGUUGUAUCAGAGAUCUAUGAGUUUUGACCCAGGUAUGCUCCAUAACAACGGACACACUGCAUAUGCCAACGGCACAGGACCAGGCAUCAGAGAGACUGGUGUGGUGGAAAAGCUCUUGACGUCUUACGGGUUUAUCCAGUGCUCCGAGCGACAAGCCCGCCUCUUCUUCCACUGCUCCCAGUACAAUGGCAACCUGCAGGAACUUAAAAUAGGAGAUGAUGUAGAGUUUGAGGUAUCCUCUGACAGGCGCACUGGCAAGCCCAUAGCAGUGAAGCUGCUUAAGAUAAAGCCAGAAGUGCUGCCAGAGGAGCGCAUCUCGGGCCAGGUGGGGCCAGACCUGCACGCCUAUCCCUUUACUGUGCUGCAUGGUUAUAUUCAUCCAGUUGUUUCAUCCAUCCCAUUGGAUGGAAAAUCUCCCCCUGGUCAGGUUCCCAGUGGCAGUGUUUGCUAUGAAAGAAAUGGGGAAGUGUUUUAUCUUACUUAUACUUCUGAAGAUGUUGAGGGUAACACCCAUCUGGAGACUGGGGAUAAAGUCAGCUUUUAUAUGGACACCAAUAAGCAUACUGGUGCCGUUAGUGCUCGCAAUAUUCAGCUUGUGAAGAAGAAACAGUCGAGGUGCCAGGGUGUGGUGUGUGCCACAAAGGAGGCCUUUGGAUUCAUUGAAAGGGCAGAUGUUGUGAAGGAGAUCUUUUUCCACUACAGCGAGUUUAAGGGGGAUCUGGAAGCUCUUCAGGCUGGAGAUGAUGUCGAGUUCACCAUCAAAGACAGAAAUGGUAAAGAAGUGGCAACAGAUGUGAGGCUGCUCCCCCAGGGAACAGUUAUCUUUGAAGACAUCAGCAUUGAGCAGUUUGAAGGCACUGUUGUCAAGGUCAUUCCCAAGGUUCCCACCAAAAAUCAGAAUGACCCUCUACCAGGUCGCAUCAGUGCAAGAAUUGGUUUCGCAGACAAGGAAUUGCCUUUUGGAGAGAAGGACACAAAGUCCAAAGUGACCCUUUUGGAGGGAGACCACAUCCAAUUUAACAUCUCCACCGAUCGCAGAGACAAGCUAGAGAGAGCUACCAACAUCGAUAUUCUCCCAGAUACUUUCAACUUCACCAAGGAGACACGUGAAAUGGGGGUGAUUGCAGCUAUACGGGAUGGUUUUGGUUUCAUCAAGUGUGUGGAUCGGGAUGCCAGGAUGUUCUUUCACUUCAGUGAGGUUCUGGAGGAGAGCCAACUUCAUAUCUCAGAUGAAGUAGAGUUCACUGUUGUGCCUGUAGGUCCUGUUAAUAAGCUUUUCACAAAAGAUAUGCUGUCAGCUCAGAGGAACCAUGCCGUGCGUAUUAAGAAACUCCCCAAAGGGACGGUGUCCUUUCAUACUCAGUCUGAGCAACGCUUUGUUGGCGUGGUGGAGAAGGAAGUUAUGGCAGCCACCAACAAGAAUGCAAGUCCCACCAAGGGAAAAGAGAAGGAAGCUGACGAAGGAGUAAUUGCAUAUGAAGACUGCGGGGUAAAGCUCACUGUGCCAUACCAUGUUAAGGAUCUGGAGGGAGGUCAUCCUCAGGUUGGAGAUAAGGUGGAGUUCUCGAUCAACGAAGUGAAGCGAACUGGCCUACAGAGUGCGGUCACCAUCAGGCUCCUCAAUCGUAAUGCCUCGAACGCCAAGAGACUGCACGGAUUUAUUGCCGCUCUGAAAGAUAACUUUGGCUUCAUUGAGACGGCAAACCACGACCAAGAAAUCUUCUUUCAUUAUAGUGAAAUGUGUGGAGACUUGGAUAACCUGGACCUGGGCGACACAGUGGAGUACAGUCUCUCUAAGGGAAAAGGAAACAAAGUCAGUGCUGAAAAGGUCACAAAGGUGGCUCCAGUAAACACUGCGGGCGAUGAUAUUGGUGCUUCAGUGAUGACGGGGAAAGUUAUCCGUCCCAUUCGCAGUGUGGAUCCCUCACAGACGGAAUACCAGGGGCUCAUUGAAGUCGUAGAGGAAGGUGGUGGAAAGGGGCCGACCUACCCCUUUGGAAUCAUGGGAAUGGGAAACAAGUCAGAUUGUCUGCAAAAAGGAGAACUUGUAAAGUUCCAAGUGUGCACAGUUACCCAAACUGGCCAGAAGAUGGCCUGUAAUGUGGUCCCUCAGCGCAGAGCCACUGUGGAAUGUGUCAAAGACCAGUUUGGCUUCAUCACUUACGAAGUAGGUGACAGCAAGAAGCUGUUCUUCCAUGUAAAGGAAGUGCAGGACGGCCUGGAGCUCCAGACUGGGGACGAGGUGGAAUUCUCAGUGGUCCUUAACCAGCGCACAGGAAAAUGUAGUGCUUGCAACGUACGCAGAGUCAGCGAGGGGCCUAAACCAGUGGCAACACCACGCCCCGACCGCCUGGUGAACCGGCUGAAGAGCAUCACCCUCGAUGAUGCCAGCGCUCCUCGUCUGGUCAUCGUGAGACAGCCCCGGGGCCCUGACAACUCAAAGGGCUUCAAUGUGGAACGCAAGACCCGCCAGCCUGGCGUCAUUGACUGAGCAUCAUGUAGCCUGCCCCGUUUGGCGUUGGUAGGAUUCAGCCCCAGGAUCAACAGUGGGGGAUAAGGGAAAGUGAUUUGACACAUGCUCAUACACCACCUCAUCCACAGAUCAUACGCACACAUGCAGCCAUUAACAUGUAUAAUGUUUGCCCCCUUUGACACCUGCAAGGGAACCUCUCUCAUUCCACUGUUCCCUGCCUCCCAUGUAUGAUGUACUUGAUAGUUCCACUCUGCAGUGUACAUGGGAACUCCGAGUGUUUGUGCGUGUGUGUGCGUGUGUGUGCGUGUGUGU